Saitoella complicata NRRL Y-17804 is the source of this 1018-nucleotide messenger RNA. RefSeq lists its product as uncharacterized. The coding region runs from base 415 to 930 and encodes 171 amino acids. The record is from RefSeq and is a predicted model, not a curated record. The transcript is spliced from 4 exons. NCBI's taxonomy places the organism in Eukaryota, Fungi, Ascomycota, Saitoellomycetes, Saitoellales, Saitoellaceae.
UGGACAAGGACAAAGUGGUAUUCCAGGCGACAUCAAUGAUAUUGAUUUCGGGACGUUGAGUCACCAUGACCGCGAGCGCUACCGCCGCCAUUUUGGGGAGAGUAGGUUUGAGCAGGCUGAGCGUGAGUUCCACAAUCGUAUGUGAUCCCAACCUGCCAAACCAACUUAGGGUGUGAACUGACUGGGACUGCAGGUCGCGGCACGCAGUACUCUAGCAGUACCACCGGUACCCAAACCGGCCUUGGCGAGUCCCGCGAUAUCGGCGUUAGCGACGUCAAUGAACUCGAUUUUGGCAACUUGAGCCACCAUGAUCGCGAGCGUUACCGCCGUCAUUUUGGCGAGGAUAGGUUUACGCAGGCUGAGCGCAGCUGGCAUUCCCGCCGUGGCACACGAAGCCAGUUCCCUAGCGACACUAUGUCCAAUCAGGCCGCUACCGGUGCCAUCGGUUUUACUGACCCCAACGACAUCGAUUUCGGGAACUUGAACUCGCAGGAUCGCGAGAGGUACAGUAACCACUUUGGACAGGAUAGGUUUAGGCAGGCGGAGCAGUACUGGCACUCACGUCGCGGAACGCAGUACCAGGGCGACAACUUUGGCAGCACUUCCACCGGUACGUCGGCUGCUGAUGCCGGCAUCGGACAAGGCCUCGGUGCCUCUCCCUCUGCCUUCGGCCGUCCUAGUCAAGGAGGUUCUUCCGCCUUUGGCUCUGGUCAGGGUGUUCAAGGUGGACAGGGUCUUCGCCAAGGCGAGUACGACACCCAACGCGCCGGCGGCUCCCUCGGCCAGACCGGUCAGCAGAACCUCGGUGGCCGUACCUCCGCCGACUCCGGAUACCCCGCCUCAUCCUCCUACCAAGGCCAAGGCCAAGACUCCCGGACGCGGCUUCGCUUAACUCUACGUUAUCGGUAUUUAUCCUUCAGGGAGGAAUGAGGUGAGAUGUACGAGUAUGAGUUGACGUUGGUAAUACGUUUUGUCUUUUUGGGAUUCUUGCGCCCUUCGAGGCUAUGAUUACGGUUCU